Molecule: messenger RNA, 920 nt
Organism: Neomonachus schauinslandi (Hawaiian monk seal)
Lineage: Eukaryota; Metazoa; Chordata; Mammalia; Carnivora; Phocidae
Gene: TIMM17A
Product: translocase of inner mitochondrial membrane 17A
Exons: 6
Coding region: 21-536 (171 amino acids)
Biological process (GO): protein import into mitochondrial matrix
Cellular component (GO): TIM23 mitochondrial import inner membrane translocase complex; mitochondrial inner membrane
Molecular function (GO): transmembrane protein transporter activity
Source: RefSeq, a predicted model, not a curated record
CUCGCGCAGGUGGAGUCAAGAUGGAGGAGUACGCGCGAGAACCUUGCCCUUGGCGAAUUGUCGAUGAUUGUGGUGGGGCCUUUACGAUGGGUACCAUAGGUGGUGGUAUCUUUCAAGCAAUAAAAGGUUUUCGCAAUUCUCCAGUGGGAGUAAACCACAGACUACGAGGGAGUCUGACAGCUAUUAAAACCAGGGCUCCACAGUUGGGAGGUAGCUUUGCAGUUUGGGGAGGUUUAUUUUCCAUGAUUGACUGCAGUAUGGUUCAAGUCAGAGGGAAAGAAGAUCCCUGGAACUCCAUCACAAGUGGUGCCUUAACAGGAGCCAUACUGGCAGCAAGAAAUGGACCAGUGGCCAUGGUUGGGUCAGCUGCGAUGGGUGGCAUUCUCCUAGCUUUAAUUGAAGGAGCUGGUAUCUUGUUGACAAGAUUCGCCUCUGCACAAUUUCCCAAUGGUCCUCAGUUUGCUGAAGACCCUUCUCAGUUGCCUUCAGCCCAGUUACCAUCCUCACCUUUUGGAGACUAUCGACAAUAUCAAUAGGACUUCUUUCCCAGGAUUUCUUUAACAGAAGGAGCUGUAGUUCAAGAAAGAAUCUCAGAAGAUAAGUUACAGUCUGUAUUUAAAACCAUAGGUGGGACAGCUAUGGCCAAAUAGGCUUCGAAAGAGACACCUUAGCUCUUUUUUCUAUUUAAGGGAACAUGGGGGGGGCAGAUGUUAAAUGUAAUACAUUUAUUUAUUCACAAUUGGAUUGCAUUUGUGAUAAAAAUAAAUGUCUAAUACCUUUAAAAGAAAAUAUAAUAAAUGCUUAGAAGGUGAAGGACCAAAGGGCAAAAAACAAUGAAGCGUGACCAUCAUUUCCUUGGGGACUUCUCUGCCUGGUUUUGUGUUCUGUCAGCCAAACAAUAAAAAACUCCUGGAACUUGC